UACUCAAUCCGACCCUUCGCCGACCAUGACCUAACAAAUGACCCUGAAGAGGCGGCGCGCCGUACUCGUUGGAACGCGAAGCUGUCGAGCCUCCGCAUUGCCGUCGAGCAUUGUUUUGGCCGUCUCAAGGGGCGGUUCCCGAUCCUUCGCCACUUUCCUGGCCAUGACCUCGACUACAUAUUUCGUCAGAUUGAAGCUAUGUUUAUUCUGCACAACAUCCUGGAGGCAUACGGUGAUGACCCAGAGACUAUUGAAGGAUACAAUGGCAGGGAAGAUCCCGAGGUGGAUGAGAUCAUGGGGGAUAUACCU
Molecule: messenger RNA, 309 nt
Organism: Gloeophyllum trabeum ATCC 11539
Lineage: Eukaryota; Fungi; Basidiomycota; Agaricomycetes; Gloeophyllales; Gloeophyllaceae
Exons: 1
Source: RefSeq, a predicted model, not a curated record